Malaya genurostris is the source of this 855-nucleotide messenger RNA. RefSeq lists its product as uncharacterized. The record is from RefSeq and is a predicted model, not a curated record. The transcript has a single exon. Bases 1 to 855 code for a protein of 284 amino acids. Lineage: Eukaryota; Metazoa; Arthropoda; Insecta; Diptera; Culicidae.
AUGGCGUCAAUAGUUCGCAAGUUUUGGGAGGUGGAAAGUUUCGAAAAUGGAAAGGCUUUUUCAUUAGAAGAGCAACAUUGUGAAGCUCAUUUUAUGAAGACACAUUGUAGAGCCCCUGACGGUCGGUACGUGGUUCGUUUGCCGAUUCGUGAAGAGAUGCUGACUUCAUUGGGAGAGUCGUUCACGGUUGCGAAACGAAGAUUUUUAAGCAUCGAGAGGAAACUCAUUUCCAACUCACAACUACAGUUAGAGUACUCAGCUUUCAUGAAAGAAUAUCAAAUGUUGGGACAUAUGAGUGAGGCCGUACCGGAUCACACAAACUCACACUUUUAUCUUCCUCAUCAUGCAGUCCAACGUCCAGAGAGUACAACGACCAAAACACGUGUCGUUUUCGAUGCCUCAUGUCGUGGGUCCAACAACAUAUCGUUGAAUGAUCUUUGCUACAUCGGACCAACUGUUCAACCGCCAUUGAUAUCCAUGUUGCUGAAUUUCCGUUUGCCGAAAUACGUAGUAACUGCUGACGUGGAAAAAAUGUAUCGCCAAGUCAUCGUUCAUGUUGCCGACCGUCCUCUGCAGCAAAUUGUUUGGCGGUACCAUCCAAGUGACGAUUUGAAAGUCUAUCAGUUAAAUACCGUAACAUACGGUACGGCCCCAGCCCCUUAUUUGGCCACUCGCGUUUUGAAUCAACUGGCGGAAGAUGAAGCUGAUAACUACCCACUAGCAUCACCAAGAGUGAAGAAGACAUUCUAUGUCGACGAUCAUUUAUCAGGAGACGAUGACAAGCAACGUUUAAUCGAGAUCAAUCAUCAACUCAUCGCUCUCCUCCAAUCGGGAGGAUUCAUUUUACGGAAAUAG